Solenopsis invicta (red fire ant) is the source of this 6443-nucleotide messenger RNA. RefSeq names its product transient receptor potential cation channel trpm (gene Trpm). Bases 1043 to 6178 code for a protein of 1711 amino acids. Gene Ontology annotation, cellular component: membrane. Gene Ontology annotation, molecular function: monoatomic cation channel activity. The record is from RefSeq and is a predicted model, not a curated record. The transcript is spliced from 23 exons. Gene Ontology annotation, biological process: protein tetramerization; monoatomic cation transmembrane transport. NCBI's taxonomy places the organism in Eukaryota, Metazoa, Arthropoda, Insecta, Hymenoptera, Formicidae.
AAUCUUUUUUGGUCUCUUUGAAACAAUAACAUAUUAAAAAAUAUCUUGUAAGAAACGUGCUUUAGUACGUUCGAUGUAAACGAGCCUGUAUUAAAGCAUUGUGCGCAUCAAACUUAAUACGAGUAACAAAGUUUUAACGAUGUAAACUAGGUCAGUACACUGUGAUUUGGUUCAGUUCAGUUUGGAGUGAGCUCGUGGUCGGGUGUUCUCGGUACUCUGCGGUCGCAGAGAGUACCGAGUCACUGCGAGCUGCGAGUCAUUUGCCGAGCGUGUUGCGAAUAGGUCGCUCGCGUGUGGCACACACUUUGAUGCUAUCUUGUGGUGACGCGCGUGUGUGUGUUGCAUGUGCGAUGAACGCGAUCACCUGAAGGUUGCUUGAUUUUGAACUCUUAUUCGGUAUUACAUUUUUAUCAUGCUUGUUUGUGGAGGAUUGUAUCGGACAUAGUAUAGUGUAAGAUACCAAAUAUAGAAAUACCGAAUAAUGAGGACUUAAGUCAGACUAUUGAUGUACGAGAAAUAAACACUAAGAUGCCAGUGGAGUCUUUGUCUAGCAGUGAGAAUGUUAAUAGUCGGAACGACGGAUUCCGAGUUCAAACCCACCUAAGCUUCUUUAUUUUUCUUAGUAUCUUACAGAAAAUCUACAUCGGAGCGAAGGCAUAUGAAGCAGUAAUAGCGGUAUCUUAUAAUAGUGUACCAGCUACAGCAGCCAGAAAUUAUUUUCGUUUACUGAAAACAGUUGUAUACAAUACAAAAUUUAUCAAUAUUACUGCCGUUUCUUCUAAUAUGCGUCAGCCGCACCCCCCUUCUUCAGUCAACACGCCGAUUAUUUCACAGCUGACAUGAUUCGUCAAAAUAGAAGCAACAGGGAACAGUAGAAAUAUCAUGGCAUAACUCCGACACUGUCGUGAAUUGCGGUUGGGUUUAAGCCACGAUAUCUUUUAGUACGAUUUGCGUUUAUUACUGAUUGGCAACGAUGAAGAAUAAAUCCUGUCGAUUGAACACUGUUAACUUAAAGUGAACAAAAGUUCUAUCUUACAUCAGGAUGACAAUUGGAAAUAUUAUAUGUGGUGUAGAUAGUCCAAAAGUGAAGAAAAAGAAAGUUAAGACAACUGAGCGCAGCUGGAUAGAGGCAACAUUUCAAAAGAGAGAAUGUGCAAAGUUUAUUCCGAGCAUUGAGGAUGAACAUAGGUUUGUACAAGUACAGGGAGAUAAGAAUGCAGAGUAUGAUGUGAUUACUACUUCCAGAUGUUGCUGUGGUUAUUCAUAUACCCAUCAUUGCGGGACUGGGGCAGAUGUUCAAAGUUACAGUCUUAGUGAGAAAGAAAAGGAGCGUGAACAAUGGUCUCCGGGAAAAAACACUCGUCCCUUCCCCACUGAUGCAUUUGGUACCAUAGAAUUUCAGGGUGGUCCGCAUCCUACAAAAGCACAAUACGUAAGAUUGGCUUAUGAUACUCGACCAGAGCCUAUUGUACAACUAUUAUGUCGGGAAUGGAAUUUAGGAUUGCCCAAAUUGUUAAUUACAGUCCAUGGUGGUCGAUCAAAUUUCGAGUUACAACCGAGUCUGAAAAAAGUUUUACGCAAAGGCUUAUUGAAGGCCGCUAAAACAACAGGUGCUUGGAUAUUUACAGGGGGAACAAAUACAGGUGUAACACGACAAGUCGGCGAUGCAUUAUUGUUAGAACGCUCUCAACGACAGGGUCGCGUGGUAAGCAUAGGUAUUGCUCCUUGGGGAAUUUUGGAUAAAAGUCACGAAUUAGUUGGCUGUGGUGGAGAAGUAUCGUAUGAUUGUGUUUCCUCACCAUGGACUAAAUAUACAGUAUUAAACAACCGGCAUGCUUACUUUUUAUUAGUAGAUAAUGGUACUGGUGGUCGAUAUGGUGCGGAGAUCGUCCUUCGCCGAAGAUUAGAAAAAUACAUCUCGAAUCUAAAAUUACAACCAUAUACACAUAGUAGCAUACCGGUAGUUGCGUUAGUUAUCGAAGGUGGAACGAAUACGAUCCGCGCAGUUUUGGAAUACGUGACGGAUGAUCCACCUGUACCCGUUGUAGUUUGUGAUGGUUCGGGACGCGCAGCUGAUCUGAUCGCUUUCAUGCACAAAUGGAGAGACGGACAGACUGGUGAUGGAGAAGGACCGUUGGAAGGUGUUAAAGAACAAGUUUUAGAAACUAUUAAAUGCACUUUUCAAGUUUCCGCCGAGCAAGCAAGCCAGCUUUGUUCAGAACUUUUGCAGUGUACACGAAAAAAACAUUUGAUUACUGUGUUCAGGAUAUCACAAGACAGGCCGCAAGAACUUGAUCAAACAAUAUUGACGGCUCUAUUUAAAUCGAAACAAUUAUCCCCGCCUGAGCAGUUGUCUCUUUCUUUAAUAUGGAAUCGCGUGGACAUUGCCCGAAGUGAGAUCUUUGUUUAUGGUCAAAAUUGGCCACCUGGCGCUUUAGAACAGGCUAUGAUGCAAGCGCUUCAGCACGACAGGAUAGACUUUGUGAAACUUCUACUGGAAAAUGGAGUAUCCAUGCGGAAAUUUUUAUCAAUACCUCGUCUUGAGGAACUAUAUAAUACGAAGGAGGGUCCGUCGAACACAUUGGGCUAUAUCUUACGUGAUGUACGGCCGAACAUUCCACGGGGUUACAUGUACACGUUGCACGACAUCGGUCUCGUGAUUAACAAGCUGAUGGGAGGAGCGUAUCGCGCACAAUAUACACGACGAAGGUUUCGCAUGGUUUAUACGAAGGUGAUGAAGAGAUCCGGCGGCGGCCAUCAACAGCAUAUGCACCGGAACAGUUGUGCUCCGAAUUGUAACACACGCUAUUAUGCUGGCUCCGGCGGGAAGUCCGACAGUUUGACCAUGAGUUUGCUUGCCGAGACGUUACCAGCUAAUCGUGACACUCCUCUCUUCGAUUAUCCUUUUAACGAACUGCUUAUUUGGGCUGUGCUAACAAAGCGUCAACAAAUGGCUUUAUUAAUGUGGCAACAUGGAGAGGAGGCAUUAGCCAAGGCUCUUGUCGCCCUAAAAUUGUACAAGGCGAUGGCACACGAAGCGGCCGAGGAUGAUCUGGAAACUGAAGUGUACGAUGAAUUGCGCGGCUAUGGCAAGGAAUUUGAAAACAUCGCGGUUGAAUUGUUGGAUUAUUGCUAUCGACAAGAUGAUGAUCAAACGCAGCAACUGUUAACUUCGGAACUUCAAAAUUGGUCAGGGCAGACGUGUCUUUCACUUGCGGUUACAGCAAAUCAUCGACCACUACUGGCGCAUCCAUGUAGCCAAAUUAUCUUGGCUGAUUUAUGGAUGGGUGGUCUUCGUACACGUAAAAAUACUAAUUUGAAGGUGAUUAUGGGGUUAUUCUGCCCUUUCUAUAUAACGCGAUUGGAAUUUAAAAGCAGAGAAGAACUACAACUAAUGCCCCAAACGCAAGAAGAGCAUCUGAUAGCUCUAGAAGACGAGAAGGAAGACAGCGAUUCUGAACAUAGUGUACCAGCAGGACCAGAUGUUGAGAAACGUCUGCGCAGGAGCCUGAGCAUACGCAACAAACCCAGCAGCCAACAAGGCGUUAAGGCUUUAAUUAGUAACGAGCACAGCACAAUAAUUAAAGAAACGAUCGUUCAAGAAAAUGGAAAAGUACUAACGGACAUGGAUGAUGGAAUACAUCGCGCUUAUGGUCUUCGAUCUGAAUAUUAUGAUAAUAAAACAACCAGACCAUUGAGAUUGAAAAAGAAAUUGUACGAGUUUUAUACUGCACCAAUAACAAAAUUUUGGGCAAAUGCUAUAGCAUACAUUAUUUUUCUGCUUUUUUUCUCGUACUGCAUUUUGGUACAUAUGGAUGAUCACCCAUCAUUAGCUGAGAUAUAUGCAAUUGCAUAUAUUUGUACUCUCGGAUGUGAAAAGGUACGCGAAAUAGCAAUCUCGGAACCAGCAAAACUCUCGCACAAGUUUAGCGUGUGGGCGUGGAAUAUGUGGAAUCCUUGUGAUGCCGCUGCUAUUAUAUUUUUCCAAAUCGGAUUGGCGUUACGUUUGCGACACUCGACUUUUGAUGUGGGUCGCAGUAUAUAUUGUGUUGAUUGCAUCUACUGGUAUUUACGAAUCCUGAACAUCCUUGGUGUUAACAAGUAUUUUGGUCCUUUGGUAACCAUGAUGGGAAAAAUGGUUAAAAAUAUGAUAUACUUUGUGGUGCUUUUACUAGUUGUACUCUUGAGUUUUGGUGUUACCAGACAAGCUAUAUUGAAUCCCAAUCCUGAACCAACGUGGUUAAUAGUACGAGAUAUAUUUAUGGAGCCGUACUUUAUGCUGUAUGGAGAAGUGUACGCAGAUAGUAUAGAUCCUCCUUGCGGGAAUGAGCCGGGAAUGGAUCCGUGUAUUCCGGGUCGUUGGCUAUUUCCUGCUACAAUGUCCGUGUAUCUUUUAGUUGCCAAUAUUUUGCUGAUAAAUCUGUUGAUUGCGGUGUUUAACAAUAUUUUUAAUGAAGUAAAUGCUAUAGCUCAUCAAGUCUGGAUGUUUCAACGAUUUACCGUCGUUAUGGAGUAUGAGCAGAAACCGGUGUUGCCGCCACCGCUUAUAGCAAUUUGCCAUAUAUAUUUACUGCUUAGAUAUUUUCUGAAGCAUAUUACGCAAGGUAAAAACGGCACUGGUGAGACGUGUGACAACGGACUGAAAUUAUUUCUGGAGGUUGACGAUAUGGAACGACUAUACGACUUUGAAGAGGAUUGCGUCGAAGGCUAUUUCCGUGAACAAGAACUCAAGUUGCAAAUGUCCACGGAGGAGCGUGUGAAAAUUACAACAGAUCGGGUAGAGAAUAUGCAUCAGAAGAUCGAAGAUAUCAAUAAGAAAGAGAGCAAUCAGAACGCAUCUCUUCAGGCUGUUGAGUUUCGUAUUCGCAAAUUGGAGGAACUGAGUCAACAGACUUUAGCACAUCUCGGAGUAAUUCAUCGUUUCAUGGCAACGUACAUACCAAAUGAAGAGUUAACCGGUUUAGAAACAUUCGACAAUUUUCGGCAGCGUCGAGUAUCAGAGCGAUCAGAGGUUCUGUCCGAGGCGGAUUCUCACACACAAUUGCCGAUGAUCGCGCGGCGCAAGAAGCUCCUGCGAUCUCUCACUGACGCUACCUUCCUGAACGCUGGCCACCCGAUAGAUGACGUGCUCAAGAUAGCUGAAGCCAUGACCUCCCGUGAAAAUCUCAGUAGACACGAUUCUUCUGUAAGUGUGGAUGCUCACGUCGGUCAGGACGACAUUAAGACAACUACGAGCUUGGAAACGGAUGGCAGUAAGGAUGUUCUUGAAGGCGAGACAGGCAAGAAAGAAGCGCCGUUCGAGAAAGGAGAGAGUCGAGACACCAGCAGGGAAGUGAGCAGAGAGAUUAGCAGAGAAAUUAGCGUAGAAGCUACCAGCAGAGAGGUCAGCAGGGAGGUCAGUAGGGAGACCAGCAGGGAACCUAGCAAAGAGGCCAGUAGCGAGAACCCACCCUCGGACAUUAGGCAGGACUCGACGGAACGUACACUCAGGCAAGACUCCAUAGAACGUAGCACGUUCAGGCAGAACAGCAACAGGACUCGAUCAGAAUCGGACGAUUUCAUGUUGCUCCCUCCGCCUGGUAUCCAGAGGGCUGUGACCUGGGCGGAGCCUCGCGUGGCUGUGAUUCCGUCGUCAGUCACUUCGGCCGGUAGCGCGCAGAGGUCAAUUUUGCUGGCAAUGCGCGCCGAGUACACUAGCAUCACGGAUGAGCUCGAGAGUUAUUGCGGCUUGCUGAGUCCGCCAAGGACGCCGCCGCUCUCGCCGCAACCGUCACGGAUGCGCACUAUGUCAGACAUGUCAAAUCCCGAAAUGGCAUGGCAGAUCGAGAAUGAACAUUUGCGCGACGCGGAGGAGUGCGAUUAUCAGCAGAUGGAGGAUCUAAUUCAGCGACGUUACCGUGGUGAUGGUGAUAGUGGCGAAGACGGGCCUUCGAACAUGCGUGCGAACGAGACUGGUGGCGGUGUCGCGGGCUUCUUCAACGUGCCCAAUGAACACCGCCAGCUGCGCCGCGCUUCUGCAAUCGAGGAGGAUCCCCGCCGUCCACCGCCAACGAUCAGUGUCACCCGAGAGAUUGAGCAGACGCUUGCACGACCAACGAUCCGUGAUCAGGAGACUACCGAUUCCAACGAUAAGAAUCUGAGUACUGUACCUGCCCCCGCUUCCGAAACUAUGUGUUAAACUGUAUGUCAGAGUUGGAAUAUGCAUUGUUCGUAGAAUUUUCAAUUUGCGACUCGUAAAAUAAUUUUUAUUGCAUUAUAUAUCAGUUUUACGAUUAUGUUUUUAUUACUCGGGUAUAUUUGAGAAGAGGAUAUUAUGGCUAUUGUCGACAAUAUGGCUACCCCUAUUAUACAAAGUUAAAAUAACAUGGAAUUUUGUUAAUAUGAUUUUUUAAGCAAAAUUUUGAUAUUGAAAUAUUUCUUCGAUACAUCGAUUGUCAUUCUAG